AUGUCUAGUAGAGACUACGAUCGUGCUUAUAAAGCAGUUCAAGAGGAUGAUUCUAACACAUUAAGUCAAAUCGACUUGAGUCCAUUUAUUAACAUUAGAUCAGUGAACACAUUCCUAGGUGAGGCAUGUCAAAGAGGACAUUUGGAAAUUGUGAAAUUUUUGUUGAAUGUCAAGAAUAUUGAUUACGAUAAGGGUGAUGGUGUAUGUAUGGAUUGUUGA
Naegleria fowleri is the source of this 219-nucleotide messenger RNA. RefSeq lists its product as uncharacterized. The record is from RefSeq and is a predicted model, not a curated record. Lineage: Eukaryota; Heterolobosea; Eutetramitea; Acrasida; Naegleriidae. The transcript has 2 exons. Bases 1 to 219 code for a protein of 72 amino acids.